Messenger RNA from Cylicocyclus nassatus, 423 nucleotides. The record is from the annotation of a GenBank genome assembly. NCBI's taxonomy places the organism in Eukaryota, Metazoa, Nematoda, Chromadorea, Rhabditida, Strongylidae.
AUGACUAUUGAAAAAGCUGAGAAUGACACUCUUUGGACUACAGAGGACGACAAAGGAGGUUCGAAGAGAAGAUUAACAGGUAGAAAAGGCAAUACAAUCUUACCGCUCGUUGGACCAAGGCUAUCGGUCGCUCUCCUGCAUGACGAAAAGAUUCCGGUUUAUCAUCAAUUAGUAUUAUCUGGCAAAUUUGAGGCAAAUCGAACGAGAAUCAUCGCGGGCGGCGUUGGUCUUUUCUACAUUUCAUAUGGGCCAUGUCGGUACUUGGGACCGGUAGCGUGCUUUAUCGCGUACAGCUUCAUGUUACAUUGCUACAGUCACUGCCAAGCAGAUGCAAAGUUCAAUGCAUGCUAUUCCUCAUCUAUAUCCCAUCAUUUUUACAAUUUGUUUUCUUCUGCUUUACACUUGAUCGCGAGUCUUUGGUGA